AUGGAUAAUUUACUCAAAGGUGAAGCUGACAAUUACGAUGGUGUUACUGUUACCAUCUCCGAAGCCAUGGAUGCUCAGGUUUUUACAGAAAAGCUUAAAGCUUCGCUUUCGAUUUGGAAAGAGGAGGGGAAGAAAGGGAUUUGGUUAAACCUGCCUCUUAAAUAUGCUAAUCUUGUGGAGCCUGCAGUUAGUGAAGGGUUUAGAUACCAUCAUGCUGAGCCUGAAUACUUGAUGCUUGUAAGUUGGAUCUCCGAAACCCCGGAUACAAUCCCAGCCAAUGCUUCUCAUGUUGUAGGUGUUGGUGCUUUGGUCUUCUGCAAGAAGACUGGAGAGGUCCUCGUUGUCCAGGAAAAGAGUGGUUAUUUCAAAGAUAAGAAUGUGUGGAAGUUGCCUACUGGUGUUAUCAACGAGGGUGAGGAUAUUGGCGCAGGAGUAGUUCGGGAAGUGAAAGAAGAAACUGGUGUUAUUGCAGAUUUCGUCGAAGUGUUGGCUAUCAGGCAAAGCCACCAAGCAUUCUUGAAAAAGAAAUCGGAUAUAUUUUUCCUGUGUGUGUUAAGCCCCCGCUCCUACGAAAUCACUGAACAAAAAUCUGAGAUCUUGAAUGCUAAGUGGAUGCCGGUCCAAGAAUAUGUAGACCAACCGUUUAACCAGAAGAAAGAGAUGUUCAAGCUCAUGGCUGAAAUCUGCCAAAAGAAGUGCGCCGGAGUGUAUUCGGGAUUCUCCACUGUGCCAAUUUCCACAUCAACUGGUAAGCAGAGCUUUAUCUUCUGCAAUGCUGAUCAUGCUGAUCGCGUUCGUGUCCGUGCCUCCACGUCGCUCUGA
This is a messenger RNA of Arabis nemorensis, 822 nucleotides long. Lineage: Eukaryota; Viridiplantae; Streptophyta; Magnoliopsida; Brassicales; Brassicaceae. The record is from the annotation of a GenBank genome assembly.